AUGGAUGGUAUUGGGACGAUGCAGCAUCCAUCGGCAGUUAAAUUAUCUCGUCGAUUUGUGGAUGGCUCGCACUGUUAUGCUUUUUUCAUGGACCAUUUGUAUCUUUUUAAAUACAACCCACUGGAAACAACCAUCGAAAAGCCCUCACAGUCAGGUAUUUUGUUUGCCCUUACUUAUCGCUAUCCGAUAAUGAUGACUCACUUAUGUUGCUGUAAAAUCGUAAUACAACCGGAAAUUGGAUUAAAACGGGUGAGCUAUUUGUAUGGAAGAGUGGCCUUGAUGAGUUUUGAAAGUAUAAUAGUACUAUAUAGUUUAUUGCUGAAUAAAAUCUUUACUGGUAGCGUGAUGGGUGACGAUGUAUCAUGA
Molecule: messenger RNA, 366 nt
Organism: Loa loa (African eye worm)
Lineage: Eukaryota; Metazoa; Nematoda; Chromadorea; Rhabditida; Onchocercidae
Exons: 3
Coding region: 1-366 (121 amino acids)
Source: RefSeq, a predicted model, not a curated record